AUGGUCGCCCUGGAUGCUGUCCGCGCCCACAACAGCAGCCUUAAGUCUUUGGCUCCUGGUCUUGUUGCUGUUUUUGUGGGUGGAACUUCUGGUAUCGGGUUCUCUACUGCCCGAGAAUUCGUUCGGAAUACUCAAUCUCCACACGUAUACCUCAUCGGCCGGAAUCAGAAUGAAGCCACGCGCAUUUCCGAGGAGCUCCGAACCAUCAACACGACUUCCAAGAUCGAUUUCAUCAAAAGUGAUGUCUCGCUUCUGAAGAGCGUCGAUGACGCAUGUAAGGAGAUCAAGGAGAAGGAGCAGAAGGUGAAUCUGCUGUUCAUGACGGCUGGAUACCUUACGACCAAGGGGAGAGAUGAGACGAUCGAAGGCCUGGACAAGAAGUUCUCGCUCCACUAUUACGCUCGCAUGCGGUUUAUCGACCAACUCUCACCUCUUCUCACAGCCGCCGCCAACGACGCAAACCCCAACGCUCGAAUGUCUAGUGUGCUGUCGGUUCUCAGCCCGCAAGCCGGCCGCUGGUUCUUGUCUGUCGACUUCGACGACCUCUCGCUCAAAAACAACUUCACGAUCCGGAAUUGCGCGACUCACGCGGCCAUCAUGAACAACUUCGCCAUCGAGCAUUUCGCGAAAGCCUAUCCGAAAACCACGUUCGUACAUGCCGCCCCCGGAGGUGUCCAUACAAAUGCGACGAGGGACAUGGGAACCUUUACAAAGGCGCUCAUUGGCGCUGCUAGCGUCUUUCUCAAGCCCUUCAUGACUGACCUGACAGAAAGCGGAGAACGCCAUCUUUAUGCCGCCACGGCUCCGCAAUUCGCACCGCGAUCUAUGAUGAAUACCGCCGACAACCAGGCGAUUGGGGGUGAUGGUGUUCGUGGGAGUGGGGCAUACCAGCUCAACUGGAAUAGUGAAGUCUACGACGAACAGCCGAAGUACACUGAAAUGAGGAACGAUGGGGCAGAACAGAAGAUUUGGGAUCAUACCUCAGGGGUAUUCAGAGCGAUUUGUGAGGGGGAGGGAAAAUACUGA
This is a messenger RNA of Aaosphaeria arxii CBS 175.79, 1026 nucleotides long. RefSeq names its product NAD(P)-binding protein. The coding region runs from base 1 to 1026 and encodes 341 amino acids. Gene Ontology annotation, biological process: secondary metabolic process. The record is from RefSeq and is a predicted model, not a curated record. NCBI's taxonomy places the organism in Eukaryota, Fungi, Ascomycota, Dothideomycetes, Pleosporales. The transcript has a single exon.